AUGAUGAGAUCCCUCGUUUUCGCCCUCCUCUUGUCUCAGGUGUACGCUUUGUUCGAUUUCUCGACAUGUGGCUCGUCAAAGACUUGCCUUUUACAACCACCAACUUGUAGCUCAAAUCCAUCCACCUGCAAACAAGGAAUGUCGUUCAAGAGAACGUCAGCCUCAUUCUUGGAGAUCGAGAUGUUCGCCACGAAUCUCCCAGCCACCGCCACUUAUGACUCGUGGAUGGCCGUCGCCUUCCAAGCGAAUCCAUGUGAUAGCUACGAGGCAAACGGUAUCCCAUGCAUGUCCAACUCGCCAGUGACUGAGUGCUCGGCUUUGAACGCAAAAUUGAUGACUCCAGCUCUCUCGUGGAACAAUGAUGAGCCACGAAAUGUUCGAAUCGAUAACGCUGCUGACUUGGCCAAGGCUGUCACCCUUCAAAUGUCGGCUUUGGAGAACAGCCAAGGACAGGUUUAUUGUAAGACUCUUCAACGCGUCCAGGGAGCUCCAUUUAACGGAAUGCCAAACACUGACAAGGUCUUCCAAUUGGACACGAUGAAGAUGUAUGCGAUUUUCAUGGCCGUUGGACCUUCAAAUGGAACUGUGCUCGCCAAGCACACCGGAGUCGCCAUGUCGAGCCAAAGAAUGAUGAUCAUG
Messenger RNA from Mesorhabditis belari, 639 nucleotides. Lineage: Eukaryota; Metazoa; Nematoda; Chromadorea; Rhabditida; Rhabditidae. The record is from the annotation of a GenBank genome assembly.